UUGAAAUUGGCGGUCUAGGGCUUCCCAGGCUCGCUUCACAUCUGAGAUCCCAGUCCUCGGGAGCCUCGAGAAAAUCGAGACGCCCGACGAGUGGGAAUUCCCUAUGUACGGCGGGAUCGCGUCGAGGGCCCGAAGGCGCCCCUCGAGCGCAGCGCCGCGUGGGGCUCGCCGCGCGCCCGAGAGGGCCCCGCCCGCCCAGCGGGCCGGGGCGGCCUCCCGGCGCCCCCAGUGGUCCGCGGGCGAUGCCGCCGCGGCCCGCGUCCGCCCGGGAGCCGACGAGGCGCUGGAGGCGGCCCUCGCGGAGUGCGCGCUGUCCAGCAGCUCGACGCCGGACCUGCCGCGCGGCGGCCCGCCGUCGGACCUGCCAUGCGGCGGCCCGCCGCCGGGAGUGCCGCCUCUGGAGGGCAGCCUGGACCUGCCUCGGGGCGGCAGGCCGGCGCCGGAGCUGCCGCAGAGCGCAGCGGCGGAGGAGGCGGCGGCGGCCGGAGGCAGCGGCCCGCCGGCGGAGGCCGCGCACCUCGCGGGCAGCACCCCGAGCCCGCCGCGGAGCGGAGGGGGGCAGC
Molecule: messenger RNA, 563 nt
Organism: Prorocentrum cordatum
Lineage: Eukaryota; Dinophyceae; Prorocentrales; Prorocentraceae
Source: the annotation of a GenBank genome assembly